Molecule: messenger RNA, 2138 nt
Organism: Thrips palmi
Lineage: Eukaryota; Metazoa; Arthropoda; Insecta; Thysanoptera; Thripidae
Gene: scf
Product: calumenin-B
Exons: 7
Coding region: 168-1148 (326 amino acids)
Cellular component (GO): endoplasmic reticulum
Molecular function (GO): calcium ion binding
Source: RefSeq, a predicted model, not a curated record
CAGUGGCACGAUAAACGCAGGGAAGCUUAUUUCCAGCACGCGAUGAGUUGGAACGUAAACAAUCAACCCAUCCAUCCUCCGUCCUCACGCAGCGCCGAUGAAUCUUCCUGUUUUCUAAUUUUUGACAGAAACUACACACAUUUGGCAUCAGUAUUCGCUGGCAUUUCAUGAUGGGCUGCUAUCUGCAGUUAUGGUUCCUUUGCUUCACUCUGAUGUGCGCCCUCACCAGUGCAAUCCCAAAACCGGAGGAGAGCGCAUUACACUUACAGAAAGAUUUGAGUAACAAACCACAUUACCAGCAUGGGGAUGAACACAACACACAGUAUGAUCAUGAAGCUUUUCUUGGAGCUGAAGAAGCCAAGACAUUUGAUCAACUUACGCCAGAGGAGAGCAGGCGAAGACUGGGGCUUAUUGUUGAUAAAAUAGACAAGAAUACUGAUGGUUUUGUUUCUCAAGAAGAACUGAAGGACUGGAUCCAAUAUACACAGAAACGCUACAUCUCGGAUGAUGUAGACCGUCAGUGGAAAGCCCACAACCCUGAAGCCAAAGAAAAAAUAACAUGGCCAGAGUACAAAAAGAUAAUGUAUGGGUUUAUGGAAGAUAUGGAUAAAUCAGAUUUUGAGAAAGAUGAUGAGGGUUUCUCUUAUCAAAACAUGGUCCGGAGAGAUCAGCGCCGCUGGGGAGUUGCUGAUGUUGAUGCUGAUGGUUCUCUGACUAGGGAGGAAUUUGCAGGCUUCUUACAUCCUGAAGAAACUGGACACAUGAGGGACAUUGUAGUCCUUGAGACUCUGGAAGACAUUGACAAGGACAAAGAUGGACGAGUUUCUCUUGAGGAAUACAUUGGUGAUAUGUACCGCAGUGGUGAGGGAGAUGCAGAGCCUGACUGGGUGAGAAAUGAACGAGAGCAGUUCAAACAGUACAGAGACAAGGAUGGAGAUGGUUUUAUGGACAAAGAAGAGGUGAAAAACUGGAUCAUACCUCCUGAUUUUGACCAUGCAGAAGCAGAAUCCCGCCAUCUCAUUUAUGACUCUGAUUCUGAUGCUGAUCAGAAACUUACCAAAGAGGAAAUUCUUGCCAAUUAUGACUUGUUCGUAGGGUCUCAGGCUACAGACUUUGGAGAAGCAUUGGCUCGUCAUGAUGAGUUCUAGUCUUGCUUCUUUCUUGCCUUGGAAUAUUUGAAUCUGUAUGUUAGAAUAGCUUCUCUGUAUCAGGAGCGGAGCACAAAUUUAGAACAGAUGUAACAAUACCAGUUUUAUUCCCAGGUGCCUUUCUACUUCUAUCAGUACUAAAAUGAACAAAUCUUGGGCAAUGUCAUUUUUUUUCAACAUUAUUGAAUGACAUGUGCCCUGAAGUAUUUUCAUGUGAUAUUGAAUGUGUUCCUCAGGUGCCAAUUAAGUUUCCUUGAUAAUCAAAGGAAAUUUCCCCUUAAUACUUACAUAGGGUUUCAUUAUUGCACCUUUUUCUCAUUGACAUUUUUCCACAAGAAUUAAGUUGUUGUUUUUAGCUAUUCAGUAUAUUUUAGUUUUGGAGACCAAAAUCUGUUGCCCCAUGAGAAAAGCAAUACCAAAUAUGCAUUUAUUUCAAUUACGUUAGUGCAUUUCUAUGUGUACCUUCUGUGAAUUUAGCAUCCUAUUUUUGUACUGCAAGCAUCAGAUUUGGCAGUUAUUUUCUUAAAAUGCUAUUUGCUUUUAUGAGUGUUCUCUUCCAAUAGACAGGCUGUAUGUUAGAGAAGUAUCAACUAGAGAAUCUUUAUUGUAAUAAUUAACUAUCUUCCUACUAAAGUACUGUAUGGGUCAGUAUUUGCCUCCCUGCUUUCGUUCUUAGGAAUCUCACUUCAUGAAUCUAUGUGUCCCUUGUACUGUAAUGACAUUUGCACACCUAGAUAGUCUUGUAACAUUUUUACUGUACCACUUAGCAUAGCAUCUUCUAUUUGAAACGAUCUGAUUGUAAUUUUACCAAACUUCAUCAGAGUGUUUGGGACUUGAAUGUUACUGUUACUGUGCCAAUGUGUGCUUAUUCAUAAGAAGAGAGAGUAGUGUAGAUGAAUUGUGCUUAAUUAGUUGUUGUUUUACUUUUGAAAGAUAUAUAUGCUAUUCUAAAAGGCUUGGCAGUAGAAAUAAACAGUACAUGAUUUAAAA